AUGGCGACUCCGUCAAGCGACGCCGGCUUCAUGAUGUCGGACGGCCCCUCAAGGCCUGCCGCGACUACCCCUAAACAGAGACAAUACCAGCGAGGUUCCUCGGCGCGACCCCGAGCACCACCUUCAGAGAGCCUGGCUGCGCCUAGCGACGACGAGGGCGACGGCUUCGCAGACGACCAAAUACCCGGUCGCACAAGACGUGGUGAUGCCUCCACUAUCCCUCGCGUCGAGGACAGGAUCGGUAUCACGGUGCAAGAACACUUCGAAAACUUCAUCGAAGAGUUUAUGGAAGACCCCCUCUCCUCAGGCGCACCAACCCCGAGCGCUGUCACCACCGACAAGUUCUACGUCGCCCAGAUCCAUAACAUGCGAGUCUACCAACUCUCUACCUUCUACGUCAACUACAGCCAUGUCGCUUCCUACCAAAACGGCGGCCUGGCCAAUGCCAUCAACACACAGUACUACCGAUUUCUACCCUUCCUCACCCACGCCUUACACAACAUGAUCGCCAAGUACGAGCCACAAUAUUUUCGAGAACAUCGACAGGCGACCACGUCCAGUAAUCAGACGACAUCGGGCGCAAGCAAUGUCGGAUCGGCUAGUCAGUCGGAAACCCAGGGCAGCAAGACGGCAAACCAGCAGACCGACAAGCUGUUCGCCAUUGCCUUCUACAAUUUGCCGCUCGUUUCAAGAGUGCGUAGUCUGCGAGCCAAGAACAUUGGCCAGCUACUAUCCAUCUCUGGAACUGUCACGCGAACGUCUGAAGUCAGGCCAGAGCUUUCACUUGCGACCUUUAGCUGCCAAGCCUGUCGAGCCAUCAUUCCCAACGUCGAGCAGACCUUCCGAUAUACCGAGCCCACACAAUGUCCAAACACGGAAUGUGGAAACCGUCUGGCCUGGACGCUCGACAUCAGACAAAGUACCUUCGUCGACUGGCAAAAGGUACGGAUCCAGGAGAACAGCUCCGAGAUCCCCACUGGUAGCAUGCCCCGAACGAUGGAUGUCAUCAUGCGUGGUGAGAUCGUUGACCGUGCCAAGGCUGGAGAGAGGUGCAUCUUCACCGGUGCGCUGAUCGUGGUUCCAGAUGUCAGCCAACUGGGACUUCCUGGUGUGCGACCUACAGCGAUCCGGGACGACCGCAAUGCCCCCCGCAAUAACGACGUUGGCGGCAGCGGAGUGUCGGGUCUGAAGUCUCUGGGUGUUCGAGAUCUGACAUACCGGCUGGCUUUUCUCGCCAACAUGGUGACGCCAGAUACUUCCACGCCCGGCCAAUCAGCCACCCGUCAAGUGAACGAUAUUCUCAACUCGAUGACACAGUCAUCCGCUGAAACGGCCGAUACUGUGGAAGAGGCACAAACCGCGGUCCUCAACUCUAUGACACCCAGCGAAAUCGACGAGCUUCGUGAGAUGGUCCACAGUGAUCACAUUUACGCACGUCUCGUUAAAUCGCUGGCGCCGACGGUCUACGGUCACGAAAUCGUCAAGAAGGGUAUUCUUCUUCAACUGAUGUCCGGUGUCCACAAGACCACGGCCGAAGGCAUGGCCUUGCGAGGUGACAUCAACAUUUGCGUAGUCGGCGACCCGUCCACCUCCAAAUCCCAGUUCCUGAAGUAUGUAUGCUCAUUCGCACCACGAGCAGUCUAUACGUCUGGAAAAGCGUCUUCGGCCGCCGGUCUUACGGCUGCUGUAGUCAAGGAUGAAGAGACUGGCGAGUUCACCAUCGAAGCUGGUGCUCUCAUGCUUGCAGACAAUGGAAUCUGCGCCAUCGAUGAGUUUGACAAGAUGGAUCUCGUAGAUCAGGUCGCCAUCCACGAAGCCAUGGAACAGCAGACGAUUUCCAUUGCAAAGGCUGGUAUCCAGGCCACCCUGAACGCCAGAACAUCAAUUCUCGCUGCCGCAAACCCGGUCAGUGGACGAUACAACCGCAAGACUUCUUUGAGGGCAAAUAUCAACAUGUCGGCGCCAAUCAUGUCACGUUUCGAUCUGUUCUUCGUCAUUCUCGAUGAAUGCAACGAAGCGGUCGAUCGUCAUCUUGCCGAGCACAUCGUCGGCAUACACGCGCUACGGGACAGUGCAAUCGAGCCCGAGUUCAGCACCGAAUGUCUACAGCGAUACAUUCGCUUCGCGCGGACAUUCCGACCAGAGUUCACCCCCGAGGCCAAGGAGCGCCUUGUCGUCAAGUACAAGGAGCUACGCGCGGACGAUGCGCAGGGCGGGGUGGGCAAGAACAGCUACCGCAUCACGGUCCGUCAACUAGAGAGUCUGAUCCGGCUGUCGGAGGCCAUCGCCAAGGCCAAUUGUGUCGAUGAGAUAGCGCCCGAUUUUGUAGACGAGGCAUUCAACCUCCUGCGCCAGAGUAUCAUCUCGGUCGAGCAUGACGACGUCGAGAUGGACGAUGACGACAACGACGACAGACCCGAGGACUCGGCGACGCUCGUGGCGGCCGCGAACCAGGCUUCCGGUGCAGGCGCAGGCGCGGCUGAGGACGAGGACGUGGAGGGGGACUCGCCCAUGGGUGACGACGACGAAGAAGACGGCGAGCCCGACGCUGAUGCCGAUGCUGCUGCUGCGCCCGCGCGGCCGAAGACGGCCAUCACGUACGAGCGGUACAUCGCCAUGGUGAACAUGAUGGUCGAGCGCGUCAACGACGACGAGGCAGCCGGCGCGGGCGAGGGCGUCGACGGCGAGGAUUUAGUGCAGUGGUACCUCGAGCAGAAGGAGGACGAGCUCGAUGGCGAGGAGGCCUACCACCGCGAGUUGGGCAUCGCCAAGAUGGUUCUGAAGAAGAUGGUCAAGGACAACAUCCUCAUGGCAGUCCGCGGCGAAGGCCUAGCCGAGGGCGGCGAUGAGGCCGAGGCGGCAGACGGUGGCCCGGAGCCCUCGCAUAAGGUCGUAUAUGUGCUGCAUCCCAACUGCGCCGUGGAGGAGUAUUGA
Molecule: messenger RNA, 2934 nt
Organism: Anthostomella pinea
Lineage: Eukaryota; Fungi; Ascomycota; Sordariomycetes; Xylariales; Xylariaceae
Source: the annotation of a GenBank genome assembly